AUGGCGCCGGCGGGGAGGCUGUUUCUGUGUGAAGACGAGAUCCGGAGGAAGACCGGGCUGGCGCCUCACCGCGGCCCGGGUGAACUUCGGUCAUUAUCUAUUCCUGGAACUUACCAAGAAAAGAUUGCUCACCUAGGAAAUUCUUUGAUGAAUUCUCUAGAUCUCUCAGGAAACUCCUUGGUUAGUCUAGAGGGCAUCGAGUACCUGACGGCGCUGGAGCGUCUCAGCGUCCGCUACAGCCGCGUCUCCUUGCUGGCGGAGGUCUUCCGGCUCCACUCCCUAACGGAGCUCGCGGAAGCGGACUUGCGGCUGAACCCCGUGGGGAAGAGCAAGCCUGACUACCGCCUCUUCGUGGCACACCUGCUCCCGCGGCUCCGGCAGCUGGUGGUGCAGCGGUGUCUGACUGGAGGAGGGUGGUCCUUCUCUGCCCCCAGCGAUCAUGGCGUGUUCUCCAUCCUGAGGGCCCUUGACUGCCUGGGGAGGCUGGGGGGCUUUCGGGGCAUCUCCACCUCCCAGGCACUGAGCUACCCAAACCAAAAUGAGACCCACAUCGUGGCGGCACCUGUCAGACCGCAUCACUCCAGAGCCAAGCGCACUGACCCCUCGGCCAAGAAGUGCUCGGUCGCGGACGCGGAUGACGAGGCGGCCCUGAACCUCGCUGCCGAGUGUGAGUAGGACCUGAGCCACCGCCCUGGGAGCACAAGUUCCAGCCGACAGGCGGGGGCCGGCUUCCCGAGCCCCAGGCAGGCUGCUGCUCCACGGGGAGGGCCCAUGCCGCAGCCUGUCUGGGGGGCUGCGUUUAAAGUGUUUUGGAAUGCAGCAGAGUCGCGGCACCUCCUGAGUCCUGAGUCCGCACAGCACCAGUAUGGGGACUCCCUGAGGAAGGGCCCCGAGAAGCGGAGGGGCAGCUCCAGCGGGGGCUGCGCGGAGCCGAGGAUGCAGGGCCAGCGCCGUGGCGAGCCCCCCCCGCAGCGCUCUGCCCCGCGUCCAGGUGACCCCAGCCUCACUGUUUGCUCUCGCUCCUCUUCUCUUCAUUGUCACGAGCACUCGCGGCCCGAGUUUGCCCGGGAUGCCCUGGACCCCACGGACACUGAGGACUCAGCCCCUUCUUCUCAGAAGACAAGUUUAUUGACUCAAAAGGGGUUAAAUCCCUUGCCCGCUCCAGAGAAGCGCAGGAAGCGAAGGGUGCCUGGCGGGAGGUCCCAGGCGCCUGCGGACCAGGAGUGUCUGAGCUGGCAGGAGGGGCGGCCCGGAGGGCUGGAGCUAGGGGCCCUGCUCCCACCCGGCGGCCUCGGAGCCCGGGCAGCAGAGGCCGCCCAGCGCGCGCGCCUCCUCGUCCCGCCGGCUGGAGCCACCCGCGGCGCUCUCGGGAGCGGGAGCCCUGGGCGCGUGUCCUUUGCUUCUCCGAAGGACACGUCCUCGUCCGGGAGUGGACGUUCUCCCCCAGAGUCACCCAGGGCGGUUGUGGACGCUGCUUCGUCGCCCUUGUCACUGGCCCAGUUGGAGAUGGAGACAUUCUCAAAGUUUGGGCCACGAGUGAAGACCACCCAGCAGACAGCAUGGAAAAUGCCAUGGUCGUGGUUUGUUUCCAUGCAGGUGUGUCCCAAAUUGCACUUGGCCGUGCCGCCCGGGAAGAAGGCCACCCUGGAGGUGGCGCUCCUUGACCUGGUGGACAGGCACUGGAGUGGCUGCAGCCCCCUGCACAGCAGUGAGGUGUUCCUCGCUCAGGCAAGACACAUUUUGUUAUCUGUCCAAGAGUUUACAGCCACUCAGAACAGUUCAACACGUGUGAAUGAAGAAAUUAGCUCCCUGACUAUGGAAAAUAAGUCUUUGCAGAGUCGCCUUGCUGAGCUACAGCAGCGGUGUAGCGUGAAGAUGAGUGAGCUGGUGUCGGAACUCAGCGACACUCGGAAGGAGAUGGAUCACCUGAGGCAGCAUCUGGACAGAACUCGGGAGGAAAGCAGUAGCUUGAAGUCUCUUCUGUUCAGCGUGAAAAAAGAAGUGAGAGACGCCGACGCUCCAUCCACACUGAACUUGCGGAUCACUGGACUUCAGACAAGUGUGAAGCGGCUCUCCGGUGAGACUGUGGAAGUAAAGCAGCGUCUGGAGCACUACGACAAGAUCCAGGAGCUCACCCGGAUGCUGCAGGAGAGCCACAGGUCCCUGGUCGGCACCAACGAGCACCUCCUUGGGGAGCUGGGCCGGGAGCGGGCGCGGCACCAGGCCGCGGUGGAGCGGCUGCACUGGAGCCACAGGGAGCUCAAGAAGACCAGGGCCCUGUUCCCCAGCCCCGCGCCCGCGCCCGCGCCCGCGCCCUGA
This is a messenger RNA of Physeter macrocephalus (sperm whale), 2319 nucleotides long. It is a transcript of the gene CEP72, whose product is annotated as centrosomal protein 72. Gene Ontology annotation, biological process: regulation of protein localization to centrosome; spindle organization; centriole replication. The record is from RefSeq and is a predicted model, not a curated record. Gene Ontology annotation, cellular component: centriolar satellite. NCBI's taxonomy places the organism in Eukaryota, Metazoa, Chordata, Mammalia, Artiodactyla, Physeteridae. Gene Ontology annotation, molecular function: protein binding.